Molecule: messenger RNA, 3644 nt
Organism: Alligator sinensis (Chinese alligator)
Lineage: Eukaryota; Metazoa; Chordata; Crocodylia; Alligatoridae
Gene: ARVCF
Product: ARVCF, delta catenin family member
Exons: 19
Coding region: 489-3332 (947 amino acids)
Biological process (GO): cell-cell junction assembly; cell-cell adhesion
Cellular component (GO): nucleus; cytoplasm; adherens junction
Molecular function (GO): cadherin binding
Source: RefSeq, a predicted model, not a curated record
CUGUGUCUGCCUCUCAGGCUGCUGCUGCUGCUCACUGGGUGUGGCUACUGCCUGCCUUACUGGAGCUUCCAGCUGUGACUGUCUGUCAGCUUCCGCCCCAAAAGGGGACUGAGUUUGCGGAGACUGGGAGCUGGGGUGAGAGCAGCGGCACCAAGAGACCAGGGUGGCUUUUAGCGGGGCAGUGGGAGAGGAAAUAAGCCAUGUGAAGAAGCCCCUCCUUUACUACCACCAGCAGUUUUUCCUCUGAGCUGCUUUGAUUGUGAUUUUUCUUCCCUGGAUUGGUUCUUCCGUAGAUCGACUCUGCAGAGAGGCGCUCAAACUGCAGUUGAUCAGAUUACAAAGAGAGAAAGAGAGAGAGAUUCAUUGAGGGUAGAGGCUUGGGAGGGCAAGGGAACCGGGCUGUCAAAGCCAGAGAUCUGGGUCCACGAAGAACCUGCCGUAAGCUGGAGUUUGCCCAGUAGGGACUGUAAAACUGGCACCUUGCAUAAAUGCCUGCAGAACUCAAACAGGAUGAAGCAGCUCCAAGAAAAAUAAGGAACCACUUGAAACAGCCCUUUCCUGAGACUGGGUGGAGAAAGGAGCAAAGCCCCAGCAACCAGACCUCAAUAGCAAUGAUGCAAGAGCCUCAAGAGAUGGUGGAGGAGACUGUAACGGUGGAGGAAGAUCCAGGCACUCCCACUUCCCAUGUGUCUAUUGUGACUUCUGAAGAUGGAACCACAAGGAGGACUGAGACCAAGGUCACAAAAAUGGUCAAGACUGUCACCACUAGAACAGUGCGCCAGGUUCCACUGGGGCCUGAUGGCCUGCCUACCAUGGAUGGCUCAUCUCCCAUGGGUAGCUACACAGAUUCAAUAGACAGGAGGUAUAUGAAGAAUGGGGAGCGGUACAUCACGCCCCAGGCUUCAUCCACGUUAACCAGAUCUUAUAAUAGCUACAAUGAUUCUUACCCUGAUGGCCAUGAUGGGCAAUACCGCCCUUAUGUUGGCCAUGAUGGUUAUGGAGAGCUGCCUGAUAAUUAUGGCAGUUUAUCCCGUGGUGUCAACUACCGUCCUCGCUAUGCCUACGUUCCAGGAAACAGUUACCGACCAGAGGAUGGGAGUUUCACUUUGCCAAGUAGGCGGGAUAACUACGGUCCCGUGGCCCAACCCCAAGUGCCAACAGGCAGCAAUGUUGACUUGAAUCGCUCUCAGCCAGAACGUUUCCAGCCAGAGCCUUAUGGACUGGAGGAUGAUAACCGCAGCCUCGGGGUUGAUGACGAAGGGUAUGAACUGGAUCCAGAUUAUUCCACAGUGAACAGAAGGACAGCUGCAGGGGUGCCUGAGAGAGGGAGGCCUCACAAAGGAAGGGGCUACGAUGAUCCUAUUGAGACAGAGAUGGUUGACGAGAGAAUCCCCUACCUUCACGGUGGCUAUGCAGCACCAUUAGCACAGCCAGAGAGAGGGAGCAUGGCUAGCAUUGAUCGCCUGGGCAAACGCUCCCCCUCCAUUGACAGCAUCCGCAAAGACCCCAGGUGGCGAGAUCCUGACCUCCCUGAAGUGAUUGCAAUGCUCAGUCACCCCAUCGAUCCAGUCAAAUCCAAUGCAGCAGCGUACCUGCAGCACUUGUGCUACGAGAAUGAUAAAAUCAAGAAGGAUGUGAGGCAUCUCAAAGGGAUCCCUAUUUUGGUAGGCCUGCUAGAUCACCCAAAGCCAGAAGUCCAUCGCAAAGCUUGUGGGGCACUGAGAAACAUCUCCUAUGGGAAAGAUAAUGAGAACAAGGUGGCUAUAAAGAACUGUGACGGGAUCCCGGCCUUGAUCAGAUUAUUGCGAAAAACAAAUGACAUGGAAGUCAGAGAGCUCAUUACAGGCACGCUGUGGAACUUGUCAUCCUAUGAGCCCCUAAAGAUGGUGAUCAUUAACCAUGGUCUUCAGACAUUGACAAACGAGGUGAUUAUCCCCCAUUCUGGAUGGGAGAGUGAGCCAAACGAGGACUCCAAGCCUCGGGAUGCUGAGUGGACAACAGUCUUCAAGAACACAUCCGGCUGCUUACGGAAUGUAAGUUCAGAUGGAGCAGAAGCUCGCAGAAGACUGAGGGAAUGUGAUGGCUUGGUGGAUGCUCUCCUUCAUGCUCUACAGUCUGCAGUAGGCAAGAAGGAUACAGAUAACAAGUCUGUAGAGAACUGUGUGUGCAUCAUGAGGAACCUUUCAUAUCACGUCCACAAAGAGGUCCCAGGAGCUGACAAGUACCAAGAGCAAGAUGCAAAUCAGCCCAUGAGCACAGGAGGCUCUCAGAAGAAGAAGAAGGAUGACGCAGGCUGUUUUGGUGGGAAGAAAGCUAAAGAGGAGUGGUUCAAUCAAGGAAAGAAGAAUGGAGAUUUGGACAGAAACUUUGAUACACUUGAUUUGCCCAAACGGUCUGAAACGGCUAAAGGCUUUGAAUUGCUCUACCAGCCAGACGUGGUACGACUGUACCUCUCUAUCCUCACUGAAAGCCAGAAUUUCAACACUUUGGAAGCUGCAGCGGGGGCUUUGCAGAACCUCAGUGCUGGAAACUGGACAUGGUCUACAUACAUCCGUGCAACAGUACGAAAGGAGAGGGGCUUACCAGUCCUCGUGGAGCUUCUCCAGUCUGACUCGGACAAGGUUGUGAGGGCGGUGUCGAUUGCACUGAGGAAUCUCUCCAUGGACCGUCGCAACAAGGAUCUCAUAGGUAGUUAUGCCAUGGGUGAGCUGGUAAGAAAUUUGCCUAGUAGGCAGCAGAGAUCUGCUAAAAACCUGGAAGAGGAUACAGUGGUUGCAGUCCUGAAUACCAUCCAUGAAAUCAUUACUGACAGUUCAGAAAAUGCAAGGUCCCUGAUCCAGACCCAGGGCAUUCAGAAGCUAGUAACAAUCAGCAAAUCAAGCCAGUCCCCCCGGGAGACAAAGGCAGCAUCUCAUGUUCUUCAGAUGGUCUGGAGCUACAAAGAACUACGAAGCGUUCUGCAGAAAGAUGGGUGGAACAAAUCCCAUUUUCAGACUGUUUCUGCAACACCAAAGGGAUCCAAAGGUACUUCUGGCAAGUCUGGCUAUGAUGACAGCACUCUGCCAUUAGUGGAUAAAAGCCAAGAUAACGAGAAGGCUGGAAGUCGUGAUAUGAUACCUAUGGAUGAACUUGGUCCAGAUGGCUACUCCACCAUCGACCACCGGGACAAAGAGCGCAAGUACAAGACCAGUGAUAAUGUUGGGGACGCAUCAGAGAAAGAACCUUUAAAAAAUGACACAAAUAGGAAAAACAUUAACAGGAGUAACAGGGCUUCGGUGAAUCUGGUGGAUGCCCGUGACAUUAAACCCCAGCCUGUUGACUCCUGGGUCUAAUUUGCAUGCAUGGGCUAGAGUCCAACAACCUUUUUUUUUUUUUAAUCGAGGGGAAAAAUAUUUGAACCAACACAGAGGAUCUCAUAUAUCACCACUGCCAUUCAGAUUCAGAGGGCGCUGCAUCAUUGAACAGUCUGCAGAUUCUAGGAGGGUGUGGGGAGAAAACGCAGCCGACUGCCAUCAGCCAACCCUGGAGCACCAUGCCUUACAGCAAGACAAUUUGCUCUUUUAAAACUCAGUUAUAUUCCCAUCAGACAUAGCCGCCCCCUGCCCCCACCUCCCGCCCCCUCGAAGACGACAGACAAAGAAUCC